GCUUUUCCCGCUGUGCUUUGGAUGCAAUGAAAGUGGACCGGGCUUCUAGUGGUGCCGCCGCGCAGAUGUCGCCGGACUUCCGGCUGUACCUGAAGGAGCAGCGCGUCGCUACCUUCUCCCAGUGGCCCUUCGUUUCUGAUUGUUCCUGCACUCCCGACCGGAUGGCAGGAGCUGGAUUCAUUCACUGCCCUAGUGAGAAUGCACCUGAUGUGACCCAGUGUUUCAUAUGCUUUAAGGAGUUGGAAGGAUGGGAGCCUGAUGACGACCCCAUGGAAGAGCACCGUCGACACUCCCCCAACUGUGCGUUUCUUGCACUCCAGAAAGAUAUAUCUCAGCUGACACUACAAGAGCUUUUGAAACUCAGCAAAGAAAGAAUGAUCAAUAUGAUUAAAAAGGAAGUUAACCAGAAAAUUACUGAAUUGGAAAACCAUACCGAACAUAUCCGUAACGAAAUACAGUCACUGAUUUCCUAAAGCUCUUUUGUGUUCCAGUGCUGUGCACUUACUCUUUUCUGACCUUUUCAAUGGCCUGAGCAAAGACAGAAAUGAAAUUGUUUCGUGACUGUUCUUCAGUCCAAGGAUUAUCUGUAUUUUAUGUUCAUGGAUUUACUUUCCCAUUUCUUCUUAAUAAAUGUUAACAUGUUUUCAA
This is a messenger RNA of Varanus komodoensis (Komodo dragon), 648 nucleotides long. It is a transcript of the gene BIRC5, whose product is annotated as baculoviral IAP repeat containing 5. NCBI's taxonomy places the organism in Eukaryota, Metazoa, Chordata, Lepidosauria, Squamata, Varanidae. The coding region runs from base 27 to 473 and encodes 148 amino acids. The transcript is spliced from 4 exons. The record is from RefSeq and is a predicted model, not a curated record.